AUGGAUGUCACAAACAGGACUCACGUAGCCGUCUUUUUGUUUUCAGGACUAACUGAUGAUGUAACUCGGGCCCCUUUUCUUUUCGUGUUCUUCCUGAAUGUCUAUCUGGUGACGUUGGUCGGUAACGCCGGCAUGGUGGCUCUUGUUCUAAUGGUCUCCAAGCUCCACACCCCUAUGUACUUCUUCUUGAGUUACCUCUCCAUGGUGGACCUCCUCUACUCAUCGACCAUAACUCCUAAGAUGCUUUCAGACCUUAUCUCAAUGAAGAAGACCAUCUCAUAUACUGGUUGUGCUCUCCAAUUCUUCAUCUUUGCAGCCAUGGCAGCUACUGAGGCUUUUCUUCUCUCCUCCAUGUCCUAUGACCGAUAUGCUGCCAUCUGCCACCCUCUCCAUUACGUGUCCAUAAUGACAAAGAAGAAAUGUUGGUGUUUUGUCCUCUUCUCUUUCAAUCUCGGCUUCUUGCAGUCAUCGGCCCAGACCGGAUGUGUGUUCAGUCUGGAGUUUUGUGGAUCCAACCACGUAGCCCACUUCUACUGUGACGUCCCCCCACUGCUCAAACUUUCCUGCUCAAAUACCUUCACCUGUAACAUGGUGACCAUUUUCAUCAUCUCCUCAUGUGGCAUCGGGUCCUUGUUGACCAUCUUGGUGUCAUACUCAUUCAUUGUUUCUUCCAUCCUCCAUAUAAGAUCAUCUGAGGGGAGGAAGAAGGCCUUCAGUACAUGUUCUGCUCAUCUCACAUCAGUCUCCAUCUUGUACGGCUCAGUCUUUUUUGUCUAUCUACGAUCUCCCACCAGUCACUUUGGUAAACAGGACAAGGUGGUCGCCGUCUUCUAUAGUAUGAUAAUACCUAUGCUGAAUCCACUCAUCUACAGUAUAAGAAACCAGGAGGUGAAGAGGGUUCUCAUGAUGGCGGCAACAGAGAAAUCCCAAAAAAUGUUCAGUUGGAGGAAGACUCCACCUUAG
Hyla sarda is the source of this 963-nucleotide messenger RNA. RefSeq names its product olfactory receptor 5B12-like. The transcript has a single exon. Gene Ontology annotation, molecular function: G protein-coupled receptor activity; odorant binding; olfactory receptor activity. Gene Ontology annotation, cellular component: membrane. Gene Ontology annotation, biological process: sensory perception of smell; G protein-coupled receptor signaling pathway. The coding region runs from base 1 to 963 and encodes 320 amino acids. The record is from RefSeq and is a predicted model, not a curated record. Lineage: Eukaryota; Metazoa; Chordata; Amphibia; Anura; Hylidae.